This is a messenger RNA of Leptopilina boulardi, 2451 nucleotides long. RefSeq lists its product as uncharacterized. The transcript has a single exon. NCBI's taxonomy places the organism in Eukaryota, Metazoa, Arthropoda, Insecta, Hymenoptera, Figitidae. The record is from RefSeq and is a predicted model, not a curated record. The coding region runs from base 1 to 2451 and encodes 816 amino acids.
AUGCCUGUGUGUGGUGAAUAUUAUGUUUCCGUAGAUUAUAUAGAUAGCCUUUAUCUUCAUUCAAACAUUGUUCAUUUAAAAGGAAAAAAAGAUAUUUUUAAAUGUGGAGAAAAAGAUUGUAACAGAAGUUUUUCUAAUUGGCACCAAUUUUCUAAACACGCGAAUAAAAAUCACAGCUUCGAUUUUGAAAUAAAAGAAAACAAUUGCCAUCCCUCAUCAUUGAGUGACGAGAUCCAACAGCGUCAAUUAGAACCAAGUCAGUCCGCGGAGGAAAUUCUCCAUGAUUUUUGUAAUUCGCCCGAGUCUAGAAAUGAUAUCUCGAAACAGUCUACUAGUUUUAUAGCUAAACUUUAUUCUAAUCGACAAAUCCUUAGGAACUUUGUUCAAACCAUCGUCGAAGAUACGAGCGAGCUUUUAACAGAUCUCACUUUUUCUUUAAAACCUAAUAUAUUCGAUAUAUUAAAAAACGCUAACGUUAAUGAAAAAACUAUUUCUUCUGUUGAACAAGAAUUAGAUAAGUUUCACAAUUUAUUUAACUCAUUGACAUCCGAACAUCUUCGAAUGAAGGCAUUAAUAAAUUCUGGAUGUUUUAUCGACUCUGUAGACUACAAAAUUGGUUCAAGAAUAGACAAUGUCUUAAAGCAAGGCCAUAUGAUUAAACAAAUUGUCCCUGUUAAAGCAAAAUAUUUACCCUUAAGGUCAGUUUUGCAAAAGGUAUUUAGUUUUCCUAAAGUUCUUUCUAAAACAAAAUUGUAUAUGCAGGAAUUAGAGCAAGAAACAGAAAUUCUAGAAAAUUUCAUUCAAGGAGAAUUAUGGCGCUCAAAAGUAAGGAAUCAUUUCCAAGGAAAAUUCGUUAUUCCUCUGUUCGUAUAUUUCGAUGAAUUUGAAGUGAAUAACCCUCUUGGAUCUCAUGCCGGAAUCCAAAAAUUAGGAGCUGUGUAUUAUUCUAUUCCAUGCCUUCCUCCUGAGGUUUCUUCUCUUGUCGAAAAUGUUUUUACUGCUUUACUAUUUCAUGCAUCAGAUCGAGUCGAAUUCGGAAAUUAUAAUGUUUUUAAAAUACUAAUCGAGGAACUCAAUUUUUUACAACACGAAGGGCUGCUUAUCGAAACGGAAAACGGUAUAGAAAGAAUUUAUUUCGCGUUAGGUCUUAUUUGUGGAGACAAUCUCGGAUUAAACUCUAUUUUGGGCUUUAAUGCAGGAUUUAAUUCUAACUAUUAUUGCCGCCUCUGCAAGGCAAGCAAGCUUCAAGCACGCAUAGAUUUCGAAGAAAAAAAUGCUCGAGAAUUUUCUUAUGACAGUGACGUUUGUAAUUUAAAUUCCAAAGAAUCAGGUAUAAAAGAAGAGUCGGUAUGGAAUAAAGUAGACUAUUUCAAAACUUUUACUGACUGGUUACACGAAGGAACCGAGGGAACUGCUGGUUUCGAUAUGGCCUUAAUUUUAGAUCAUUAUGUAUCAAACAAAUGUGUUGAAAAUAGACUUUCCUUAAACGUUUUAAACGACCGGCUGCGUAGCUUUAACUAUAAAGAUAACGGAAUAAAAAACGUUCCUCCCCUUAUUUUACAAUCCGAAAUUAAAGAAAAAAAAUUAAAAAUGACCGCAAGCGAAAUGCAGAAUUUUAUAUUAAUUUUUGGGAUGCUUGUUGGCGAUCUCGUUCCUCAUGAUGAGGUGUGGCAAUUUUACCUCAUUUUAAGACAAAUAGUCGAUCUUGUUCUCUCACGACGCCUUCAAAAUGGUUGUGGUAAUAUAUUGUCAAAUUUGGUAAAAGAACAUCAUUUUUUAGUUAAUAAACUCUUUUUAAAUGACAAUUUGAGGCCUAAGGCACAUUUGUGGGUUCAUUAUAAGAAAUGUUUAGAACAAUCGGGACCAAUUAUCAAUAUGAGUACUGCAAGAUUUGAAUCGAGUCAUCGCGAAAAGAAAAUUGAUGCUAACGCAACAUGUAGUCGAAAAAAUAUCACCCACACGCUCUGUUUGAAGGAACAACUUUGUUUGUGUUAUAGAUUUUUAACAAAAAGAGGCCUCGUUCCAAAUCAAUCUGAUGGUCCCUUUGAGUGUUUAAACGAUAUAUCCGAAUGUUAUAAUUAUUUUCUUUUUAAAAACAAACUGCCUCAAUCUUUUGUGGGACCAUGUCUCUGUUUAAACUGGGUUCAAAGAAAUGGCCAGUAUUAUAAACCAAAUGUUUGCAUAAUAAUUAGAUUAGAAGAAUGUAUGGGUGAAAGUCUCCCUGUAUUUGGUUUUAUAAAUUUUAUUAUAAAAAAUGAUCUCGGUGAUGUUUGUUUAGUGUGCAAUGUUGCAAGAACUACUGGUUUUAACUACGAUUUACAUGCUUAUAAAUUAUAUGAAACUUCUGAAGUUGACUGCGUCCUUUUAAACAAUUUACAUUCACCUUUCCCAGUCAUAAUUUGUAAAUGGGGAAAUUCUUCAAUGUUUGCGACACUUAGGCACGCACUAUAA